Mollisia scopiformis is the source of this 6507-nucleotide messenger RNA. RefSeq names its product ketoacyl-synt-domain-containing protein. Lineage: Eukaryota; Fungi; Ascomycota; Leotiomycetes; Helotiales; Mollisiaceae. Gene Ontology annotation, biological process: fatty acid biosynthetic process. The transcript is spliced from 7 exons. Bases 1 to 6507 code for a protein of 2168 amino acids. The record is from RefSeq and is a predicted model, not a curated record. Gene Ontology annotation, molecular function: 3-oxoacyl-[acyl-carrier-protein] synthase activity; fatty acid synthase activity; phosphopantetheine binding.
AUGGACGUGAUAUUAUUUGGUGAUCAGACGGUGGAUCCGCAGCAGUUCCUCACCAAGAUCUUGCGUCGAAAAGGCUUCCCUCUCCUCUCUUCAUUCUUGGAGCAGGUACAUGUUGCCUUGCAAGAUGAGAUUUCCUCCCUUUCGUCCACGCAUCGGGCAGCUGUACCACCCUUCUCGAAUAUUGCAGAGCUCGUCGAGAGAUAUUAUGCGGCGGAGAACCCCAACAUUGCUUUGGAAAGUACUCUUACUUGCCUGGCGCAGUUAGCACACUUCAUUGGAUACUAUGAAGAAUAUCCACUCGAAUACCCUCGUAUAUCUACAACUCACAUACUCGGAGUAUGUACCGGACUUCUAGCAGCUUCUGCUGUUGCUUCCAGCACAUCACUCUCCUCUCUCAUCCCGCUUGCUAUCCAGACCAUCCGCAUCACCUUUCGUCUCGGUUCAAGAGUAGCUACUGUUGCAGAGCAACUGGAGCCUCCAACCAAUCGAACGCAAACAUGGUCUACAAUCGUGCUUGGGAUCGGUAGUGAGGAUGCAGGCAUUGCUGUUGCGGAGUUCAACAAGGCUCAUGGCCUGUCAGAGUCAAAGGGACUGUACAUUAGUGCUGUCGGAUCAAUGUCCGUCACUAUCAGUGGAUCACCGUCAAUGCGAAGUCAUUUGUUGGAGACUUCUUCAGCUUUCCAGAACUUGCAGCGAAGGGAAAUUCCAAUUCGCGGCCCAUACCAUGCGGACCACCUUUACAGUCAAACGGAUGUCACAAGAAUCGUCGACAGCGACAUGGCACUGAUUUUGGAGCAAUACUCUGUUGUACACCCAGUAAUAGGGUUGUCAGCACCAAAAUCCUCGAAUUCGACACUGGAGCUCUUCAGACUAUCAGUCUUGGAAGUUCUUGCACGCCAAGUUCAAUGGGAUGCACUUGUCAGGACCUGUGUAGCCGAUGUCCGAUCAACUGCUGUGACAGGCGUGAGAGUACUGGCAAUGGGUCCCACAGCCUUGACCAACAGUCUAGUGUCUGCUCUCAAAGUCGGAGGGGGUCUCACAAUAGCAUUGGAAGAUGGGGUCUCUUGGUUUGCCCAAAAUCCACUUCCUCGCGUCAACGGAGACCUCAAAAAUGCCAAAAUUGCCAUCGUUGGUAUGGCGGGACGUUUCCCGAAUGCUGCAGACCACGAAGCAUUCUGGAAAUUGUUAGAGCAGGGACUUGAUGUGCACCGAGAGGUUCCUCCAGAUCGGUUUGAUGCAAAAGCGCAUUUCGACCCGACUGGAAAAGGCAAGAACAAGAGUCACACGACAUAUGGGUGCUUCAUAGAUCAGCCAGGGCUCUUCGAUCCACGGUUUUUCAAUAUGUCACCACGGGAAGCCACUCAAACCGAUCCCAUGCAGCGACUGGCACUCGCGACAGCUUAUGAAGCAAUGGAAAUGUCUGGAUUUGUGAGAGACAGAACACCCUCCACGAUGGCACACAGAAUCGGCACAUAUUAUGGACAGACUAGUGAUGACUGGCGAGAGAUCAAUGCUGCCCAAGACAUCGACACAUACUUCAUUACGGGCGGUGUGCGUGCCUUUGGUCCUGGCCGUAUCAAUUAUCAUUUCGGAUUCAGCGGGCCAUCUUUCAGUAUUGAUACUGCAUGCUCGAGUAGUUUUGCAGCUAUCCAAUUGGCAUGCACGUCUCUCAGGGCAGGCGAUUGCGAUACUGUCUUCACUGGCGGCAUGAACGUACUCACAAAUCCUGACAUCUUUUCUGGUUUGUCAAAAGGUCAAUUUUUAUCGAAGACUGGAUCUUGCAAAACGUACGAUCAAGGCGCAGAUGGUUAUUGCCGUGGUGAUGGUGUCGUCACUUUGAUCUUAAAGAGAUUGGAUGACGCAAUCACUGAGAAAGAUCCAAUUCUGGGUGUAAUUGCUGGUACCGCCACGAAUCAUAGCGCUGAAGCCGUAUCCAUUACCCACCCACACGCUGGAGCACAAAAGUUCUUGUUUCAGAAGGUGAUGGAUGAAGCUCAGAUCGAUGUCCGCUCUGUCAAGUACGUCGAGAUGCAUGGCACAGGAACCCAGGCUGGCGAUGGGGUGGAGAUGGACUCUGUCUCGUCUGUCUUUGCUCCUCCAGCAAGCUCAAAGAGAAUGCGCCGUUCAGAUCAACCGCUCUUUGUGGGGUCAGUCAAAUCCAACAUUGGGCACGGGGAGGCUGUUUCUGGAGCAUGUGCUAUGGUCAAAGUCUUGCUCAUGAUGCAAAAGAAUUUGAUUCCACCACACUGUGGAAUCAAAACGGAGAUGAAUAAAACCUUCCCGAAGGAUCUCAAGGAGCGGCAACUUCAAGUAGCUUUCAAACCGACACCAUUCCCUCGACCAGCAGACGCCCCACGCUACGUUUUCAUCAACAACUUCAGUGCGGCUGGUGGCAAUACUGCAAUUCUCCUUGAAGAUGCACCCAUCUCCACUCCCUUGAAAGCAGACCCUCGAUCAAGUCAUGUGGUUUUGGUUACUGCAAAAUCUCUUUCAUCAUUCAAACAAAACAUAAAGCGACUCUUAGCCUGGACCAAAGACCAAUCAGACUCCAUCCUGCCAAGCUUGGCAUACACCACGACUGCUCGACGAGCACAUUACCAAUACCGUUUAGCUUUCGAAGCCAAGAGCAUCUCCCAGGUUCGUGAAGUACUUGCUUCGAAUGCAGAUGCUGCUCGAACACCAAUCUCCAGCAGCAAGAUCCCAACUGUUGGCUUCGCAUUCACAGGUCAAGGAUCACACUACAUUGGUAUGGGAAAGAAGCUAUUUCAGGAUGUGGAUCAAUUCCGUCGUGACCUUGAAGAUUACAAUCAAAUCGCCUGCAGUCAUGGCUUCCCAUCCUUCAUUGGUCUCAUCGAUGGAACAGUCGAAAACCUUGUCAAUGUCUCGCCUAUUGUUACCCAGCUAGCAAUUACUUGUAUUGAAAUGGCGCUCGCACAGCUAUGGAGAUCAUGGGGCAUUGAACCAACAGUUGUUAUUGGUCACUCACUGGGCGAGUACGCAGCACUUCAGGUUGCAGGCGUCCUUUCGAUUCUCGACACCAUUCUAUUGGUUGGUAAACGAGCUGAACUUCUCGUCUCGAGAUGUGCAAUGGGAAGUCAUGCUAUGCUAGCAGUACGUGCUAGCUUCUCGAGUGUCGAAUCGCUCAUUUCUCACAUUGAUGUUGAGCGAGCUUGCAUCAAUGCCCCAGAAGAGCUGGUGUUCUCCGGGACCGUCGACUGCAUCGAGCAGCUCAAAGACCUUUUGACAACAGAGGGUUUCAAGACUACGAAGCUCAACGUUCCAUAUGCCUUCCACUCGGCUCAGGUCGAACCGAUCCUCGACGAUUUCAAGACUUAUGCUGAGUCAAUCGUUUUCCACCCUCCAAGAAUUCCUGUCAUUUCCGCUUUCCUGGGCAACGUCGUUGCCCAAUCUGAUGUGUUUGGCCCAGAUUAUCUUGCUCGACACUGCCGAGAAAGUGUUAACUUCCUUGGAGGAUUGAGUUCUGCCCUCGAAAAUGGUGCUAUUGAUGAGAGCACAGUCUGGGUCGAGGUUGGUCCUCAUCCGGUUUGCUCAAACAUGAUCAAGGGUAUCAUCGGCAAGGAUACCACUGCUGUUUCAUCUCUCAACCUCAAUGACGAUGCCUGGAAGACUGUGGCUACUAGCUUGUCCACCCUAUUCAAUACUGGUGUUGGUAUCAAUUGGUCUGAGUAUCAUCAUACUUUCAGCAAGGCGCACGAAGUCAUUUCUCUUCCAUCAUAUGCUUUUGACGACAAGGUGUACUGGAUUGACUACAAAGGAAACUGGACCUUGACGAAGGGUGACGUUGUCCAAGCAGAGCCUGUGAAGCCCAAUUUCUCCACAACCGCCAUCCACUCAAUCAUCCACGAAGAGGUCACUGCGGACUCUGCUGUCAUAAUUGGUCAAUCUGACUUUGCCAACCCAUUAUUGCGUCAAGUGAUCGAGGGACAUCAAGUCAAUGGAGUCGGCUUGUGCCCAUCCACACUCUAUGCUGAUAUGGCAAUGACACUCUGCGACUACGCUUGGCGAGCUGGCAGACCGGAUGGUGGCAAACCACACUUCAAUAUCGCAAAUAUGGAGAACACAAAGCCACUGGUCUUCAACGUGGACAAGAACAAUCCGCAUCAGGUGGUACAAGUUGAGGCGAAACUCGACUUCAACAGCGGCCGGGGCACGAUUAACUAUCGAAGUGUCUUGCCGGAUGGUAAGCUCGUCGACCAAUCCAGAUGCGAUAUCGCCUACGAGGAUCCAUCCACAUGGACCAAAGAGUGGGAGAGAAACAAGUUCCUCGUCCAGAGCAGAAUCGACAUGCUCAAGGCUGGUGGCAAGGGCAUUCACAGCAUCCAGCGAGGUCUUGCUUACAAGCUUUUCUCGGCACUCGUCACAUACGAUGAGAAGUUCAGAGGUAUGGAAGAAGUCAUCUUGCACAGCGAUGGACUUGAAGCCACGUCUCUGGUGAAGUUCCAAGCCGGUCCCAAGGAUGGCAACUUCUACAUGAGCCCAUAUUUUAUUGACAGUGUCUGCCAUAUCACUGGAUUCAUCAUGAACGCCAAUGACGCUGUAGAUUCGAAGAAGCAAGUCUACAUCUCACACGGAUGGGAAACUCUUCGAUUCGCCAAGAGCCUUGAAGCAGUCAAAACUUACCGAUCAUGGUGCAAGAUGCAACCUGUACCAGGUGGUGGCAAGAUGGUCGCAGGUGAUGUCUAUGUUUUUGAUGGAGACGAAGUCGUUGGUGUUGCAGGUGGAGUCAAGUUCCAGUGCGUGCCAAAGCAACUCUUGGAGACUCUUCUGUCACCGUCAAAAUCAGCGCAAUCUCGCCCAGCCAUUUCUCCUGCCGCAGCUGCUCAGAUCAAGCAGCAAAGUGUAUUUGGAGCCACAUCUCGAGUCAGUGUCUCGAAGCCUGCUGAGAGCAAGACUGCCUCAGUUGAUGUCAAGGUCAGCAAGAAGAACAAGACCACUGCCAAGAUCAACAUCCCCGUUUCUAGCAAUUUGAUAGCCCAAGCCUUGACGAUUAUCGCUAGCGAAGUUGGCUGCGAGACGACUGAACUCGUCGACCCCAUCGCUCUUUCAGACCUGGGUGUCGACUCACUGAUGUCUCUCAGCAUCGCAGGAAGAUUCCGAGAGGAGCUCGAGCUUGACUUUGCAAGCACGGUGUUCAACGAUCUACCCACAAUCGCUGAUCUCAAAUCGCAUCUUCGAAAAUUUGAGACGGUCACUGAAUCACCAGCCAGUUCUGGCAUGUCAACACCAGAAAUGAUGGUCAGUGAUCACAGUGAAUCCGACUUCUCCGAGUUCUCCGAUACUGAGACUCCAAUGGAUGAGCCUCUAUCGAAAGAGUUGGGCAAGACAACCGGUGAUUCGGACAUUGUUCAUAUCAUCCGCUCCACCAUUGCUGAAGAGAUGGGUGUUGAUCUUGAUGAGAUCACCGAUAACACCGAUCUUGCAACCAUGGGAAUGGACUCUUUAAUGAGCCUAAGCAUCCUCGGCGCCCUUCGAGAGAAGACAGGCCUUGCAAUGCAAUCUGACUUGCUUGUCAACAACACUUCAAUCGACCAGAUUGAGCUUUCACUUGGCCUUCGAUCCAUCCAAGCCAAGGCAUCACACAAGAAAUCUUCUACUGUCAUCAUCCCAGCUCCCACCAGCGCACCGAAGGAAGCAAAGAAGUCUACUAAGUCUUCGAGUUCCAUAAAUCUGUCCUCCUACCCACCAGCUACAUCCGUUCUCCUUCAAGGCAACCCCAGAACUGCCACCACCACUCUCUUCCUCCUCCCAGAUGGCUCUGGAUCCGCUACAUCAUAUGCUCCCAUCCCUGACAUCUCGUCCAAGAAGCUCGUCGUCUAUGGACUCAACUGUCCAUUCAUGAAGACACCCGAAGACUUCACCAUCGGCGUCGCCGGCGUCUGCCAAAUUUACAUGGCCGAGAUUAAGCGUCGCCAACCCAAGGGACCCUACAUUCUCGGAGGCUGGAGUGCAGGCGGUGUCCUCGCCUACGAAAUGACCCGCCAAUUCAUCGCCCAGGGAGAAAAAGUCGAGCGAUUACUCCUCAUCGACUCUCCUUGCCCUGUCAAGCUCGAAGCACUCCCCUCCUCAUUCCACCGCUACUGCGACCGCAUCGGUCUCCUCGGAAAGCCUGGCGCCAAGAUCCCAGAGUGGUUACUUCCUCAUUUCGCGAGCGCGGUGAGGGAGUUGACGAAUUACUCGGACUCGCUGGGUGAGGCGGACAAUAUCGAUGUCUCGAAGAUGCCGAAGACGACGGCGAUCUGGGCGAGAGAUGGCAUUGUGCAUAAGGAGACGGAUCCCAAGCCAGAUUGGGACCCGAAGAUGAAGAUGCCGAAUAGUAUGUACUGGUUGACGAACAACCGGACGGAUCUGGGGAGCAACGGGUGGGAGAAGUUGGUUGGUGGGAAGAAUAUUAAAUGCAUGAGCACGAGUGGGAAUCAUUUCACGAUGAUGAGACAACCUAUUACGACUGAACUUGCUGCAUUGAUGAAGGAGGCGCUGGAGCUUUAG